Molecule: messenger RNA, 1582 nt
Organism: Stegastes partitus (bicolor damselfish)
Lineage: Eukaryota; Metazoa; Chordata; Actinopteri; Pomacentridae
Product: beta-galactoside alpha-2,6-sialyltransferase 2-like
Exons: 5
Coding region: 1-1236 (411 amino acids)
Biological process (GO): sialylation
Cellular component (GO): Golgi apparatus
Molecular function (GO): beta-galactoside alpha-2,6-sialyltransferase activity
Source: RefSeq, a predicted model, not a curated record
AUGGCGUCUUGGCGGCGGUGGCUGUUGGCCGUCCUGCUGCUGUGGCUCCUCCUCUUCCUGUUGCUGCUCUGUCACUUCCUGGACCUCCGGUUCUUGUCCCCUCCUCGGACCAGAUCAGCAGCAGAACCCGGACUGUCCUGGGCCGAAACCCGCCGCCUGGCCUCCGCGGCUCGGGGGCCAAUGGGGCCCCGGCGCCGGUCGCUCGGACCUGCCGGGGCCUCGGAGGAGGACUGGAGGAGGAGGUCUGAGGACUACUACAGGAGGCGGUCCCUGGAGGUCCUGCAGAGGUUCUGGACUGGGAAUCUGACGGUGGACAUGCUGGGUCCGCGACUCCAGAAGGUCCUGAAGGUCCAGCUGAGCUCCAACAAACACCAGGUGGUGUACCGUGGGCCGCGGGGGCCCCGCAGGUCCGGUCCUCAGCUGUACUGUGACCUGAAAAGGAGGACCAGGAUCCGGACCGUGGACGGGACCGAGGAGCCGUUCUCCAGUCUGGGCUGGGCCCGCCUGGUGCCGCCGCGGCCCCUGCAGGAGCUCCAGGCGCCUCAGUACCGGACCUGCGCCGUGGUGACGUCAGCGGGGUCCAUCCUGAACUCCUCGCUGGGGGCCGAGAUCGACUCCCAUGAUGCAGUUCUGCGGUUCAACUCCGCCCCCACCAGAGGCUUCGAGAGAGACGUGGGAAACAAGACCACCAUCCGCAUCAUCAACUCCCAGAUCGUGGCCCGUCCGGAACACCGCUUCAGCAGCAGCUCGCUCUAUCGUGACGUCACUCUGCUGCUCUGGGACCCGGCGCCGUACUCGGCCAACCUCACCGCGUGGUUCCAGAAGCCCGACUUUGAUCUCUUCUCGCCGUACGUGGAGCGGCGCCGCCUGCGACCCGAGCAGCCGUUCUACAUCCUGCACCCGGGGUUCAUCUGGACCCUGUGGGACCUGAUCCAGGACAACACCGAGGAUCAGAUCCAGCCCAACCCGCCCUCGUCCGGCUUCAUCGGCAUCGUGGUGAUGAUGUCGCUGUGCCGUGAGGUCAGCGUGUUCGAGUUCAUCCCGUCGCGCCGUCGCACCGACCUGUGUCACUACCACGAGCGGUACCGGGACAACGCCUGCACGCUGGGCGCCUACCACCCGCUGCUCUACGAGAAGCUGCUGCUCCAGAGGAUGAACCGCGGGCCGCCGGCCGAGCUGGGCGCCAAAGGCAAGCUGACGCUGAGGGGCCUCGGCGCCGUCGGCUGCGGGGCCUGAGCGGACCGCCAGCAGACCCGGUUCUACCAGAGGAACCGUCCGGAGCCAGUGCUGGGCGGUGACAGCAGAACUAACUGUUCUAAUGAUGUAGAGACUUCACAGAAAUAGUUUGUUACAUGUUCACAAGUUCGAGACUUCUACAGAAACUUUAACGUUCUAGAACAUUUUAUUAACGUCUGACUGAUUCUGGUUCUGGUUCGUUUCAGUGACUCUGACGAGGACGAAGUUCAGCUGCUAAUAAACUCAUUUUAACAUUAAAUGAUUUCAUGACCUGAUGUGAAAUAAACGUUCACGUCUCUGAAUGAAUGUUUUUGUUUUUGUUAUUUAAAAAAAUAUUUUAUUCAUA